GUCACAGUCCGCAGAGUGAGUCUGGGCUGGACCUGCCCCUUCCGAGCGGCGUGGUCUCGGAAGGCGGGGAGCCGGGGAGCCGGGCUGUCCCGCCGAGCUGUUCGCCUUGCCCCUCUCGUGGCACGGUCUGCUGCUUCGCCCGCGAAGUCCUCACCGAGAAUUUUUUUUAAAUACGCAACGGAACCUUCUUUCUGAAAACCUUAUUUGGAAGCCCAGUUUGUAAAAUGAUAGAAAGACCUUCCUGUGCCGCAGCGGGGACCGAGAGGCGCUGUGACAGAGUCCAGGAAGCGCCUGGCGGUUUUGUCCCUGCGAUGGGAUUCGCAAGAUGAGUCCUGGGCGUCUGUGCAGUUUCAGUUUUCCUUUGACUUUGUUCGACUGUCUGCCCUGCAGUUCGAGAAUUCGCAUGUUUCUCAUACAUACUGGAGACAGGCCCCCGAUUUCCAGUGAAGGCUCCUCCCUGCCCCUGCUUUCUCGCACGCGUGUGGGCUGAGACUACCUCGCUGCGGUGUGCUUGCCCAGGCGCAGUGGGAGUGGAAGACUGUGUGUGCCAGACUUACUGAGACCAACCGAAUGGAUUAAUUAGGGCUUUUCCACCGAAAAAAUGUGAACAGUGUUUCUGCUGUGGAGCAGUCUUUGAAGAAAUAUAUGAUAUGUGGAGGAGCAAACUCUUGGGGAGAAAGAAAUCUAGGUUCAUCUUGCGCAUUUUCAACAGCAGAUCUGGAAACAGCCCUUUCUUGGAGCCUGGUUCCUUUGAGUGGGAAUUUGUAUUCAAGGAUCACUGUUGGGAUACCACAGUUAUAUAAUAUUUCAUUGUGUGAAUGUGCUGUAAUUUAAUCAAUCACUCCCAUAUUAUUGGACAUUUGGAUUGUGGUUAGAGAGUCUUGGCUGUUAUAAAUAGUGCCAUAGUGAAUACCUGUGACCAUGCCUAUUCUGGCCAAUUACUUGUUCCCAGGAGUGACUGACAGGAAGGAGAGGUUGAAAAUAGGGGUCGGAGGAAGGCUGUGGCGGGAAGCCCCUUCAUAGCUGGGUGAAGAGGAGAGCAAAGAGCCCAGGCACAUUCCAAGAGCUGAGGAAUGUUGGUGACAUUAAUGUGCUUUUUUGACCUUAAAAGUAAAACAGCCAGUUAAGUUAUUUCAACCAGAAAAAUGGUUUUAUUGUGAAGAACUACAAUUUGGGACAAGCAAGAUGUAGGAACAUCUCAGCUUUAAGUCCAUGGCCCAAAAUGACUCUACCACUGGAUACUCUCUUCUGUAAAGAAGACGACCAGACAGGAGGCUGGGAUGAGCAUGCCAUUGCAUCAGAUCUCUGCCAUUCCAUCCCAGGAUGCCACCUCUGCGAGAGUCUACAGAAGUAAGACCAAAGAAAAGGAGCGGGAAGAGCAGAAUGAGAAGACUUUGGGACAUUCCAUGAGUCAUUCCAGCAGCAUUGCUAAGGCCGGGGGUCCUCCGCUGGUGCUGGCUCCAGUGUCUGCCUUCGCUCGCUCUUCUGUCACGCCUUCCAGCCAGGACAUCUGCAGUUCCAGGGCAGUGUUUUCUGAGUGUUGUCACCACAGUCCCAUGCAGUCUGCUGUUGUCUUGAAAGCUGCUCAGGGCCAGAGCUCUCUGACCCAGGGGCUUGCUGUGACAGUUAUCUGUAAGGACACAUUGCAGGCGCCAAGGAGGAGCCCCGCUGGUUCAGAGGGGGCCCAGGCCUUGAGGCCUGCUGAGAACAGCAAAGCCAGAAGAACACUGAAGUUCUCAAAAUCCCUGAAUGAUGUGGGCGAGAAGGCCCAGCCCACUUGGGAAAAUGUCGACUAUGUGGAAAGAGCUUGCUCUGAGGGGAAGUUGAUACACUCUCAAGACUGGUGUCUCAGGAUUGACAGGUUCCGUCCAAGACAGAAAAGAGCUCUGAACUGCAAACCUCUGGGCCGUUCCAGACAUUCUUGCGUCUCAUCCCUGUUUGCCCAUCAUUCAACUGCCCCAGAAGUGGAAGGUGGCAGGGGGGGCAUGCAUGUCCCUCUCUUGGAAGAGAGCGCGGAUGGUGAGGCCGCUUCCAGAAGCCGGCGACUGCUCAGGUGCCUGUUCUCCCUGUCGCAUGGCUCGCGCGCCAGCAGCCUGCACAGGUUCCACGAGCUGGAGAGCGGCGCUGCGCACCUGCACAGCGCCACGUCCUCCCGCGGCCUGGCGGGGAGCACGGGCUUCUGCUCCGACGACAUGGGAGACGACGACGUCUUUGAGGACAACACCUCCUCAAGACUGAAGAGCAGGGUCCUGCGGGCACCCCUCUGCUCAGUGGAGAAGGACAGUGACCUGGAUUGUUCUUCCCCCCUCUCUGAAAAAUGCCCCCCCAUCUCUCCUGUGUCCACACCAGGGGAUGCCUGCAGGAUCUGUCACUGUGAAGGGGACGAGGAGAGCCCUCUGAUCACGCCCUGCCACUGCACCGGGAGCCUGCACUUCGUGCACCAGGCCUGCCUGCAGCAGUGGAUCAAGAGCUCGGACACGCGCUGCUGCGAGCUCUGCAAGUACGAGUUCAUCAUGGAGACCAAGCUGAAGCCCUUGAGAAAAUGGGAGAAGUUGCAGAUGACAGCCAGCGAGCGCAGGAAGAUCGUGUGCUCUGUGACGUUCCACGUCAUCGCCAUCACCUGUGUGGUCUGGUCCUUGUACGUGCUCAUCGACCGCACCGCCGAGGAAAUCAAGCAGGGGCAGGCAACAGGAAUCUUAGAGUGGCCCUUUUGGACCAAGCUGGUGGUGGUGGCCAUUGGCUUCACUGGCGGACUUCUCUUCAUGUACGUUCAGUGCAAAGUGUACGUGCAGCUGUGGAAGAGACUCAAGGCUUAUAACAGAGUGAUCUAUGUUCAGAACUGUCCAGAAACAAGCAAAAAGAGUAUUUUUGAAAAACCUGCACUCGCAGAGCCCAACUUUGACAGUAAAGACGGACGGGGAGCCCACCAUUUCGACACGAACUCUUGCUGCACAGAACCUGAAGACACUGGAGCAGAGCUCGCCCCCGUCUGACCGAGUCGGGUGCUUUUCCUGGCAUCCGUGGGCAGCUGCAGGAAACUGCUUGCUGCCAACUGUGUACCUUCCCACGUGCUUCAUGAGCACAGACCGGACAGGUGACUAUUUUUCAUCGUUUCUCUUUUCUAACCUCCUCCGUGAACGUCCUGGGAAGCUCUCACUUCGGCUCCACGUGUCUGGUUCCCCUCCUGCCGGCACAGCUGUGCCCGUGACGCCGUGGUGGGGGUGGGCCAUGGUCUUGACUGAGCAGAGUGCGAGAAUAAAAUGUCAAACCCGAGGGAAGGGCAGGAGCAGGGUGGCACCAGGCCUGAUGCACGACUCGUCAGUGGGCAGCAGCCUCGCCCUGGGGCGGCGUUGGGACCGCCUGGCCGCGCAAGAGGGUUUCCUUCCUCGCGGGGAGAGCCGGGCGGUGUGCUCCCUCUGCCGUCGCCGCCGCUGCUGCUGCGUCUCCGAGCAGGUGGGCCGAGGGGCUCUGCCCGGUGCCCGGUGGCCGGUGAGCCACUGAGCAAACAGCACUUUACAGAAGGAGAAUCUUUGUUUUAUUAUGUGUGUCCAGUAAGAUUGGCGUUUAAAAGAAUGUCUCACUUAGAAACCUUUUCUCCAUGACCUUGGUGGUCUCUUGUGUGUUAUAAUGGAUCUAAAACACUUUUUGCCUUAUGUGUUUGAAGAAACAAGACAUCUGUUCUGCGUCCAUUAAAGCACGACAAAUAGGUCUGACGCUUUCUCAUCACAUGUCAGGGAAUUAAUGGAGUCUGAGCUUAUUUCCUAUGGUUUCCAACAUGUUUUAUGACAAAUCUUUAUAGGCCUACCCCAAACAUUUCUUUCUUGGUCAACACUGCAAAGAAAGGGCUUAUUCUAAACAAAAGGAAAAGAAGUGAGUAGUUAAAACAAAAGAAUAAUUAAAAACCAUUCCUUUACCCACACACCUGUCAAGUUCAUGCUGGCUUCACACUGAAAAGUCAGCAUGCACAUCCCUGGUCUGGGCAUGUGCACGGCAGGUACUCCUGGGCUUCUGCCACACCAGCCAGCUUUGCUCCUGGGCGCUGGGCUGAUCACUGCCCAGGGCAGACAGGCAGGCAGGCUGGCUCUGGGACCAGGGCCGGGAGCGAGCCGCAGACUGCCAUGCCCGCUGUCGUCUGUUCCCUCAGCCACCCUCCCAACCUGUGGUCGCCUUAACUGGACUGAGCAGAGAUGAUUUUUUAGGGGCCCUGGCCUCGCGAUCCGUCUGUUCUGUCAUCAGGGAUUAGCUCCCAUACCGUUUUUCAUAAAACAAACAAAACCAAAAUUACUACCAAAUGGCUUUUGUUCCUUAAAAAGUCUAUUUAAAAUUCUGCCUUUAAAAACGAGUGUCAUUGCACCAGGGCAAUGAGUGAACUCCUGGGAAGGCCAGGAGGCUCUGCAGUCACGCAGGCAUGCGCAGGUGUUCACUGCGUGUGCACAGCCUCCUCGGGGUGAGGUGCCUGGGUCCUCCCCUCUGUCCUCUGAGCCUUCGAUACCGCCUGUCUUGUUGAGAGGAUCACAAGAUGGUCCUUCACUUCCCAGAGAGGAAGCCCUGGGGCCUGCUCGGAAAACCAGGAGGAAGCUGCAGGGUGUCAGCUCGGGGAGGGCGUGUGGCACCAGCCUGCUCUGCCACCUGCUCCCAGAACUGCCCUUCAGGGCCACGGCUUCUGAUCUCAGGAGCUGCUCGGCCAUGGCCUUCCUCUGCCUGUGGCCUCAGCCCUUGAAAACGGAUCAGCAGCCCUCUCACUGCCUCCCAGGACACGUCCAGCCCCUGCCUGUGUUCACUGUGCCCCAAAGUGCAAUUACCGACACCCCUUCGCAGCCUGGAGACCCAGCAGACUGUUCACUCAGAGCUGCUGAAUGCUGGCCAACCCCGACUCUGCCCCUGAGGAGCGACCUAGCAGGGCCCUUGUCUCUGCUGCCCUCUAACAGCGGCUGAGUGGUCAGGUGAAGACGGGGUAGGUUGUAAGUGGGAAUCCUUCUCUCUCCCCUGAUGGAGCCCCUUAUGCUGAACUUGCAAAGUACUGAGACUUCCCACAGAGGUAAGCGCUUCAGCAGCAGU
Molossus molossus (Pallas's mastiff bat) is the source of this 5058-nucleotide messenger RNA. RefSeq names its product membrane associated ring-CH-type finger 8 (gene MARCHF8). Gene Ontology annotation, biological process: protein polyubiquitination; immune response; antigen processing and presentation of peptide antigen via MHC class II. The record is from RefSeq and is a predicted model, not a curated record. Gene Ontology annotation, cellular component: early endosome membrane; late endosome membrane; lysosome. The transcript is spliced from 14 exons. Gene Ontology annotation, molecular function: MHC protein binding; ubiquitin protein ligase activity; zinc ion binding. The coding region runs from base 1281 to 2993 and encodes 570 amino acids. NCBI's taxonomy places the organism in Eukaryota, Metazoa, Chordata, Mammalia, Chiroptera, Molossidae.